Messenger RNA from Saccharomyces eubayanus, 693 nucleotides. Its product is annotated as DUP/COS family protein. The transcript has a single exon. The record is from RefSeq and is a predicted model, not a curated record. NCBI's taxonomy places the organism in Eukaryota, Fungi, Ascomycota, Saccharomycetes, Saccharomycetales, Saccharomycetaceae. The coding region runs from base 1 to 693 and encodes 230 amino acids.
AUGAUACUCAUGGCUUGGUUAUUGAUUCGAGUUCUUUCCAAGAAACCUAAUGCGUCUCCAGUGCCGGGGAAUACUGCUCUUCCCAAAGACACAUUUGAGUCAUAUUUUUCUUAUUUGUUAUACGAAAUCACUCAAUUUCCACCAUUCGUGCUUUCUUUCGUGGUACUGAUAAUUUUGAUUGUGUCAGCUGAAAACUGCAAUGUUCACUCCUUUUACGUCCUACUUUUUGUGUGGUUGUUUAUAGCAGACUUCUUAGGUUUAGGUUAUUCGGUGUUUAGAUUUAAUGCCGGGAGCUUCGACGACAAUUGUGAUACAAAACUUUUACUGGAGGUAAUAACACGUAAACCAGCAGUAAAAGGGAAGGAAUGGAGAACUAUCACAUACAACAUGAAUCAAUAUUUGUUUGACAAUGGAUUAUGGGAUACCCCAUACUAUUUCUACAGUGAAAACAAUUGUUACCGCUAUUUUAUAAACCUUAUUGAAAGAAAACAUCUAUAUUCACAAUCAGACACCACGGCUAUCGGUGCACAGUGGGAUGUGCUAGAAAGUGAAACCUCGGAAGAUGCACCUAAAUCGUAUGUCUCUAGUUCCAAGUCGGAUCUGGAAAGAUGUCGUUUCCAAGCAGCUUUACUUGAAAGACAGGCGCAACGUGAAUAUUGGAGAAAACAUUAUCCAGAUGCUGGUAUAUUCUAA